AGCGGGGCACUAUGCUGGAGCAACGUGGGAAAAGGAAGGCCCCUCCCUGCAGGGAGGUGGGCGUGACCUGGAUGGCGCGCGGCCUGACUAAGGCAGAGGCCGGAGCUCAGCGGGGGACUGACAGAUCUGGGGCUGGAGGAGAGGCCAUGGCCCCGGGGACUCCUGCUCGGGCGCCUGUGUCGUUUGACGAUGUGACCAUGUAUUUCACGGAGCAGGAGUGGAGAAACCUGGAGGAGUGGCAGAAGGAACUUUACAAGCAGGUGGUGAAGACCAAUUAUGAGACCUUGGUCUCACUGGGCUGUGCCAUUCCCAAGCCAGACUUGAUCACCUGGAUUGAACAGGGGGAAGAGCCAUUCGUCAGAGAUCAGGGAAACUUAGGAACAAGAGACCUGGCAAUUGGCUCCAGAGCUGAGGAGCAUCUUGACUUGAAGCACACCAAGAUACAGCUGCUUUGUGGGGACUCUGGAUCUUCAAGUUCAGGACAACAGGAAGGCCAUGGACCUGACCCUCAAAAGCAGAACUUGUCUGGGCCUUUCCCAUUCCGAUGCAGUGAGUGCAGCAAGAGCUUCACCCACAAGGCUCAACUAACCAAACACUGUAGGAUUCACAGACGAGAGAAACACUUCUGGUGCACGGAGUGUGACAAGAACUUUGCUGGAAAAUAUGAAUUACUCCGACACCAGCUUCUGCAUACUGGAGAAAGACCCUUCCAGUGCCCCAAGUGUGACAGGAGCUUCCGCCAAAAGGGACAUCUGCUCAGGCACCAGCGCCUGCACACAGGGGAGAGGCCCUUCCAGUGCACAGAGUGUGAUGCGUGCUUCAGGCUAAAAGCUGACAUGAAGUCCCAUCAGCGCCAGCACAGGGGAGAUAAGCCAUUCUCCUGCAGCGAAUGUGGUAAGAGCUUCACCAAACAUUGUUAUCUCACUGAGCACAUCAGACUGCACACAGGGGAGAGGCCCUUCCAGUGCCCAGAGUGUGGCAAAAGGUUUCGAAUGAAAGCAGACAUGAGAGUCCACCAGCGAAGACACAUCAAAGCCAGGUCAUUCUGCUGCAGUGAGUGCGAUAAGGCAUUCCCCAAGCAGUCUAAGCUCACUGCCCAUGUUAAGGUACACACCAAGAAACAGCACUACAGGGCCCUGCUGUUCGGACUGAUGGACCUUGACUGGGGUUGAGGCAGAGCCAUAACAUGCAAAGCAUGAUUGUCAAGCACAGCCUCAGAGUCAGUGUUACAGUUGGAAGGGACUUAAGAUGUUAUCUAGUACAACCCCUCUACAGCCUUCUUAGAUGGAACUAGAAUCGCAUCCUGGUAACUUCUAACCAUUGGUUAUAGUUCUACAUCAAGCAAGCAGUCGUUUGGUCUCCUGCCUGCAUAGGAUCCCACCAGUUGUUUAGAGUAAAGUCUGGCCAAUAACAUGAGUGACCCAACUGGGUAAUGCUGUCUUUGUUCAAAAAAUAGGUAAAAUGAAGAAGUUUGGAGGCUGGUGUUCUCAUGGAGCUUAUCAGCCAACAUGGAAGAGGUUACCAAAAUGGAUCAUUUCCCUGUGGGUGAAAUAUUCCUAUUCUUUGUGAAAGCCUAGGAAGUCAGGCCCUAAGUGACUGAGAGACAACACUGAAUAAACUUAUAUGGAAUAGUCAGUAUGACGGGGAUAGAAAUCUUUCCCCUACCUAUCUCAAAUGGGAAUGGGUGAAGCUGAUACUCAGCUGGACACCCUGAAUGAAGAUCAUGUAAAACGUGGUCCCAGUUUCAUCCUAUUGUAGUUGAGGAACUUGUUGGUGGGGUUGUUUCCUUGAUGUGGUUUGCUACUGACACAGCAGUAAAUGGAGCCUAUCUUAAAUCUGAGAGCUCAUCAGUUGGUGAGGAGAUUCAUCCGACUGCAGUGAACCCAUGCAAUCUCCCCAACUUGUGCAGAGCUCUCUACUGAGGGAGGAUAUAGUGGAAAUAGGAGGCAUAGUCCCUGCUGGCUCAGUCUAAUGAAUAAUAUUCCUCAAAUAUAGUGACUCUAGGAACACUUACAAAGAAACGCAUGACCAUGGAUGAAUAUAGGCAAAUAUAUCCCAGUAGUUCCCAUGGACAUAAGAGCACUAAAGCCACUAGCUAACAUUGUGGAAAUUUACCUGAAAGCCUUCAUGGAGGAUUUUGAGCUGGGUUGGGAAGGUAGGUAAGAGACAUCUGAGGCCAGAGUGGCCUGCAGAAGCCCAUCAAGACCAACUUUAGCUGAAGAAAAAUGACUGGGAGUAUUAGAGAGGUUUUUGUAGUGGGAGGAAGGCAUUGAAACUGAGGCUCAGGAGGUUAAAUUUGAUAUGAUGCAAAGGCAUUGAAGUGUAUCUGAUAAAGUAUUUUGGAAAUCUGAGGGUUUAAAUCUGCCCUCUGAUAUUUAUUAGUUCUGGAACCACAAACAUGUUAUUUAACUCAGAACAUCAGUUUCCUCUUGUGUAAAAUGUAGAUAAUACCUACAGACAUCUCAUAGUUUUGGUGAACUUAAACUAAAAACCUAUAAAGCACCUUAUAAACCUUAAAGUACUAUAUAAUUGGCAAAGGCCAAGUCAUUAGUUUUGAAAACUUGUCUAAAUUCUCCACUGUGCAUUUUUGGCCCAGUGACCCUUACUUGGGGCAUCAGCCCAACUAGUGUUUCUAACUCCCAACAAAUAUUAAUCUUUCAGAUUCCAGAAUGAGAAAUGAUUCCUGGUAACUUGUCAGGGAUUCAUAAAAGCAUGAGUUAUUCUGUAUUUUUCAUAACAUUUUAUUUUGUUUUUAAAUAAUAAUGAGUAAUCAUAAUAAACAUUUUUCUAUGAUAGUGUUUUCUAAAAGUUUCAGUUUUGUUUUAUAUAUAUACAUAUACACAUAAUAAAUUCAUAGUUUGUUAUUACUAUAAACCUAUAUAUAUUGUGAUAUUGAUUUUAAACCUAUCUGGUAAUGAACUUAUUUCCCUUAUCUUUCCUAAAAUACUUCCAAUGUUUGUUUGUUUUUUUCCCUUUUUGUUUUUUUUUUUUGCAGGGCAAUGGGGGUUAAGUGACUUGCCCAGGGUCACACAGCUAGUGUCAAGUGUCCGUGGCCCGAUU
Molecule: messenger RNA, 3060 nt
Organism: Dromiciops gliroides (monito del monte)
Lineage: Eukaryota; Metazoa; Chordata; Mammalia; Microbiotheria; Microbiotheriidae
Product: gastrula zinc finger protein XlCGF52.1-like
Exons: 4
Coding region: 12-1172 (386 amino acids)
Biological process (GO): negative regulation of transcription by RNA polymerase II
Molecular function (GO): DNA-binding transcription repressor activity, RNA polymerase II-specific
Source: RefSeq, a predicted model, not a curated record